CGCUUCCGGCCUGGUGCGUGCUCCCUGCGUGUGACUUGACGCAAGCAGCUCGUCUGUGGCUGCUGCUGGCUGCUGCAGGCGUGCUUAUUUGCGGCAGCGGAGAUACCUCUGCGAAAUGCCUUUUGCCCGGCAGUUUUUUGGGGGUUUUGUUUUGUGUUUCGCGAGGGUCCCACCACAGUGUUCGUAGCCAUGCUCUGCGCUGGAUUCAGCGGGCUGUCCUAGCUGACUGAGCCGCUCCAGCAGCGGUGGGUCCGGUGCGGUGCACAGCCGGGGAUGAGGCCUACUUGUUAAAGCUCCCCCACCACCCCUCCAUCGCGAUGGCUGAUGAUCAACAACAACCUGGUCAGAAGCCUGCCUCGGGAUUAGGCUCUCUUCCAGCGCUGGUGCCAGGACUCCAGGGGCCCGAGGCUAACGCGUUACAGUUCAAAAUAAAGAAUUCAAUUUGCAAAUCUGUACAAUCAAAAGUGGACAGCAUAUUGCAAGAUGUUGAGAAGUUUACAGACAUCGAAAAACUCUACCUCUACCUUAAGUUGCCUUCUGGUCCCAGCAGUGGCAAUGAUAAAAGGACUGAGAAUGAGAGGGGGUCGUCCACUCCUGGAUUAUGUGAUCAGAGUUCCAUGUCGUCAAGCCGUACUCAACAGAUGUAUGCUUUCAACUGGAUACGCAAUCACCUAGAAGAGCACCCAGAGACUUCCCUCCCAAAGCAAGAGGUGUAUGAUGAAUACAAGAGCUAUUGUGACAAUCUCGGCUACAAUCCACUGAGUGCAGCAGACUUUGGAAAGAUCAUGAAGAAUGUCUUUCCUAACAUGAAGGCACGCCGGCUGGGAAUGAGGGGCAAAUCCAAAUACUGUUAUAGUGGGUUGAGGAAGAAAGCUUUCGUUCACAUGCCUUCCUUACCCAACCUGGAUCUGCAGAAAUCUGGUGAUGGGUGUGAGCUGAUGGAGUCGUCGGGCCAGUCUCCGAGCGCUGAGGAUGAAAUGAGGUCUGCAGCCUGUGGACUGGUGUGUGAGUGGGCUCAAAAGGUCCUGAGUCGUCAGUUUGACAAUGUGGAGGACCUGGCUCGCUUCCUGCUUAACAGCCACUACAUUGGUACUAAAUCCAUGGCUGCACUCACUGUUAUGACCGGGACUCCCACAGGAAUGAAGACGCCAACUCCAGCCUCUGCAUUUGUGCCCACAGCGGAAGCAAACUCAUUCCAGCCCCAGGUGAAAACCCUGCCCUCUCCCUCUGUUGAUGCAAAGCAGCAACUGCAACGCAAGAUCCAGAAGAAGCAGCAGGAACAGAAGCUCCACUCACCUCUGCCCAGUGAGGCCCAGGUCAAGAGAACAGAGGCCAGUACCCCUGGCCCCACCAUCCCCGGUGGCAGUCCUGCUCUGCUCUCCCCCCAGCCCACUAUCGGCAUCGUAGUAGCAGCUGUCCAAAGCCCAGUCACGGUACAGAGAAACAGGCAGUUGAUGACCUCACCCAGUCCUGUAGGGACGACGGAAGGAAAAAUGCUGCCUGUGAACUUCCAAGUGGUCACUCAGUCUCUUAAACAGUCCCCCAAAACUCCCCAGAAUAUCUCAGCUAGUCCUGUAGGUGACCGUCUGGCACGACACGGUACGCGGUAUGCCCAGAUCCUGCCCAAACCCUCUGCCACCAGUGCGAUCACACUGCGCUCUCCCCCAACCCUGCUCAUUACCAACAGCCCCAUAAAAACUGUGAUGCCCACUUCCCACGUUAGUUCGGUGAAUGUGGUGAAGAUGACGGCCAUCGCUCUGGCUCCCAGCAGCAGUAGUAACAGCAGUACAACUGCAAGUACCAUAGUUCACUCAGACGAUUCCCUGCACUCUCAUGGUGGGACUGUAGUGGCCUCUCAGUCUCAUGCAGUCAGACCCAGUGCCCCUGUCUUCACCCAAACCCUCUCUGCUGACACCAAAGUGGUGUCUGACGUCGGCAGUGACAGUCACCACACAUCUGCCACAGAGAAAACUGCUGGUGGAGCCAAAGAGGAGAGAAUAGCUAAGUUCAGGGCUGCCAGUGAGCCAAGCUUCUUGGUUAAGUGUUCUCCAGGACAAGACAAAGGGACACGGAUGAAAAGCGACCCCACAUCCCCUCCCACCUCUAUAGCUGUAGCUGGGACUCAGGACAGCAAUAACAGUAACUGCCAUGACAGUACGUUGUACUUGACUGUUGAUAAUCAAAACUCCAAUGGCAGUGCGUCAUCUAAUGGCUCCUCUGCUGUUACCCCAACAUCGAAGGAUCCCUGCCAAGAUGCCAAGAGUCCCAGGAAGCGCACAGGUGGGGAGACCCACGUGAUUCCUGUGAAGAGGGUGUUUAUUUCCCAGCAGCCACUGGCUAUAGUUGACAAUCCCAAACCUGGGGUCAGUGCUGCAGUGAAGAGGAUCCCUAGACCAGGAACCCCUGCCAGACCAGAGAGUGCUCCCUGCAAAGUGACUGUAAAACAUACUUCUAUAGGGCCCACCCAGAUCCUUGCACUGUCCGACUCGCCCAUCACGCACACUGAGGGCACCCAGACUGUUGUCAAACCCCAGGACAUGGGGGUGAAGCAUGAAGACCAUACCCUCAGCCCUAGUACCAGCACUGGAGCUGCUGGAAAUAGCACAUCUGACCAGGUGUUGCUGCAGCAGAUCACUGGGGACCCUCGUGCCAUACCAGCCAACUCAGGACCACACGAAGCCUCUGUGAUGGGUGACUUGAAGAGCACAAUGUGGGAGGAGGGACAGCUUGAUGAGCUUCGUAAGCAGGCAUUUGCCCAGCAGAUACCAACAGAACACAAACAAGCCCCCACUGACCAACUUACCAUAAUAGCUCAACCCCCUGAGUCCUCAGGCCAGCUCAGCCUCGCGCAGGAGAUGGUUGACUUUGCAGGUUCUCAGCCCAACAUGGACUAUUUUCCGUUCAAUGAUGAUGACAUGACCCAGGACAGCAUCGUUGAGGAGCUUGUCCAGAUGGAAGAGCAGAUGAAGCUAAAGGGUCUGUUUGCUAACUGUGUUGAUGUGUCCCUACAAGGUCAGUCAGCCAGCAGUCAAGGCUCUAUGCUCAAUGCUCACCAGGCAAGUACCACCUUUUAUCACUCUGCCCACAGUAGUACCACUCCAGUCCAAACUCCCACUCCAACACCGACACCAACUCCGACACCCACCCCCACUUCUGAAAUGACACUUGCACACAGCCUGACCAGAGAGAGCCCCUGCUCCCGCAUGGCCCCCAUCACCCCUGUGGAUGGAGCCAUGGGUCGCCACACUCCCAUCAGCACACCAUUGUCCAACUGCAGCAGCAGCGUUCCUCCAAGCCCUGUGGAGUGCAGGAACCCUUUUGCUUUUACUCCCAUUAACUCGAGCAUCACAGGUUAUCAUGACGCCAGUAUUGUGUCCAGCAGCCCUGUCAAGCCCAUGCAAAGGCCCAUGGCAACACAUCCUGACAAGGCCAAACUGGAGUGGAUCAACAAUCGCUACAACAGCAACUCUGCAGGUCCUUUGUCCAACCAUAGCAUUGGCAUUCUGCCCAGCUACCAAGACCUGGUAGAUGAUCAGUUUCGUAAGCCACAUGCAUUUGCAAUUCCUGGACAAGCAUUUCAGUCUCAGACAAGACAAGAUGCUGCUCACUUCGGCCGUUUGACUCCCAUUUCCCCAGUGCAGCAGCAACAGCAGCAGCAACAACAGCAGCAGCAGCAGCAGCAGCAGCAGCAAAUGGUAACAGGCGUAACCACUCCUACUAAACAGGAGAGUUUUGCUGUACCUGCACCAUUAGACAACAAAGCCUCAACCUCAUCUGCGUCCAGUACUUUCCGUUGCCGCAGUGUUAGUCCUGCAGUGCGCCAGAGGAACUUCAGUGGCAACACUGGCCCUCAAACCACCACCACGAGUACCACCACCACGACUCGAGCCGUGGUCUCACCCUUUAACUCCCCUAUCACCUCUGAGGUGCUCAACAUCCUAUCCAACACCCAGACAGUCAGCACUGUCCACAGCAUGGUCCAGCGUAGCCAGUCUGUACCUCUCAACAUCAUGAUGCAGAGUGAGAUGCUGCCUGUGCAAGGUCAGAAUAACACCGCCAAAAUCACAAAUGUUCUUCUCAGCAAGAUGGAAGCUGAUGGGGAUGACUCUGUCCGUGGUUUGGGCAUAAACAAUCUCCCCUCUAACUACACGGCCCGUAUGAACCUCACUCAGAUCCUGGAGACCACUCCCGGCUUUGCUGGAGGAACUGCUCACCAAACUCAGCUGCCCGUCAGCUCCAGUCCUGCUGCUUUUGAGCUCCAGCAGCAUGGCUACCUCACCACUGGCAGUGGAGAACAGGUGACUUUCUCUACUACGGACAGCCAAGCACAAGCGGGACCUGGUGAGCAAGACCAGACGCAGCAGCAGCAGCAGCAGCAGCUCCAGGAGAAUCCUGUGCAGACACAACCACAGCUCCUCCUCCAGAGCACACAGCAGCAGCAGCAGGAGGUGGAGGAUGAACAACAACAGCUGGAUUUCAACAACACUGUCAAGGACUUGUUGGGGGACGAUGGCCUCAACCCCAGUUCCCAGCUGGUGGGUCAGGUAGCUUCAGAGCUCAACGCCGUCGCGUCUGACUUCUCAAACGACAUCAGACUGACCUCAGAUCUGUCCAGUAGCAUCACUGACCUUAACACGUUGGACACCAACUUGCUGUUUGAUCCCAAUCAACAGCAGGAACAAUAUGAAGACUCAACACUGGAAGAACUGAAGAACGACCCCCUUUUUCAGCAGAUAUGCAGUGAUACUGUGAACUCUGGUUUUGACUGGCUAGAAAGCAAAGACCAGCCGACUACAGUAGAGAUGCUGGGCUGAUAUUAUCUUUUAUUCUGUAUGAUUUCUGUUCUCUGUUGUUUGGUUUGGUGAAUAUGUAGUAUACCUGUUUCUAAACUAUAGUUUGUUGGGAUUUGUCUGGACUUUGCCAUUUGUUCUGUUAAAAGUGCCAGGCGUACCAGAAAAUCUCUCCUACUGAUGUUUAAUUACUUCCCUCCCCUUUUCAUUUGUCAUUUGCCGGAGUUUCAGUAUUAAACCACUUUUCUCCCUCAUCUGAAAUCAGAAAUGUAAGCAUUUCAAGUAAAAAAGUGUGAGCACUCGGCAGCAUGCACUCAACAAGGAGCAGUUUCAAAUGCUACCAACAUAAAGCAAGGGUAAUCUUCAAUAAUGCAAUAUACUAUGUACUUAAUGAACAACUGAGGAAAGUGGCAUGGGUAGGAAAUUUGGCACAAAAGACUUCACCAAAAACGUAUGUUGUUGUAUACUAUUUUCAGUGUGUGCAGUUCAAGUUCAACCAAAUGGAGACAAUAUUGGUAUUGUAGUAUAUGCACAUAAUAGUUGUAGUACAUUUGCCUGCCAUAUCUGAAUAUUAAAAAGGGUGGCAUCUUACGCUGCCAGGUGCUGAAUUUAUGACAUAAUCUUUAUACUUUAUCAUAUACCAAGUCAGUGGAAAACUGAUUCACAUCUGAGCAUUGUCCAAGAGUGAAUUUUUCUUAAAAGCCUAUACUUCUUGUACUGUUUAAUAUCUUCUAAAGGGAGUAGAUGAAUCAGUAGGGAGAAGAUGGGGAUUCAGGCCAAUUUGUGGACUAUACAUUGAAAGGAAUCAACAACUGGCUGCCUUAUUCCCGAAGUCCAAGGCCUUUUGCCAUCUUCAGAGAGACUGUAUAUAGUAUAAUGUUUUAAGAUAUCUCCGAAACCAUACAAAGCUUCAUCAUAUCAAGGCAGCUGUUACUCUGAUAAUUUCAGUACUAUUUCUUAUUCUGUUCUUGUUUCGCAGUGUUACAAUAUAUAUUGUAUAGGCUAAUGACUACACUGUGUGUGCCCUUAUUAAUGGAUUUAGAGGAAUUUGAUAUGCUGUCAUAUUGUGAAAACCAUGACAGGCACACUUUCAGUCAGUCAAUUUUUUUAUUUUAUUUUGUUUUUUUUAAUUUUUUUUUUGUUUUAUUUUAUUUUGGCAUGCUAUACUCCCAGCUUGGAUGUCAAUGGUAUGGAGAAGGCUUAGUUACAAGGAAGGCUAAAGGCUGACUUGUGUGUUUUGAUGUCAUCUUGAGAUUAAGAGGAAAUUAGGUUAUUAUGUUUGUGGAGACCCGGCCUUAUUUCCAUACCAAAGAUGAUCUGUUUAAAAAUCACAAGAGAUUAUGACACAUAGAAACACUCCUAGCAAACAUUAACAUCAACGGGAAGCGGGCAGCCUCAGAGAUAUAAAAGAGUUCUAUCGCGUUGGAGGAAAAGGAUUAAGUUGCAUAAAUCUUAUGUACAGUAUGUAAAUUUGUGAAAUGGUCACUGUCCUAUGUUUUAUAGGUAACCAUGGACCUGAAAGCAUGUUGAAACCAUCACUGCUAGCCAGGUAGGCUAUGUGAUACAGUAGGAUGCUUGCUUGAGUUUUUGGCUAUUUGUCAAUGUUGUACAAGUCAUGUUUAAGCUCCAUCUGUAAAUAGGAUAGAUACAUAGAGAUUUGGUGUAUCAAGACACUAUAUUAUGGCCAUUAUCCUAGCUAAGUAUGUGCCAUUUAAAAGAAAAAAAAAGCUAAACAGAUUUAUAGUCGGCAAGAUACUGUAUGUUGUGUGUUACAUUUCUGGCUCAAUGUGUCGUAAAAGUAAUGCUGUCUGGUCUCGCUUGCUGAUUUUUUUAUUUUUUUUUUGUUUGUUUGUUUCUAUUUCAAAGAUAAUAGGUCUCUGCAGUUGCAGAAGUGAUGUGUGCUUUGAGCAGGAUCAAUAGCAUGGUAUAUUGAGAAAAAAAAAAGUUGUGAUACUGUUAGCUGGUUGCAAACAUCUCUGUGACAGACAUUGUGCUCAAGAUCUUUCGGCAGACACUGGAAAAAAACAACAACUCAUGUUUCAACAAACUUUGGAGGUUCACGUUAUUGCACUAAAUUUUUAUGACACAUGGCUUUGCCACGUCUUUAUGGACAAAUGUAAUGAUGGAUACCCGCAAAAAAAAAAGACAAAAAAUAUUUUUUAUGGCAAGAUGAGUAAGGAAAUUAAGUGAAUUGUCAGAAAAUGACUAAUUGUCUUGUAGCAAAAUGUGCAUUAAUCUCAGUGAGAUACACAUUUCUUACUCAUUCUCAUACAUGAGAAUAUAAAGCAUUGAGGGGGGAAAAAAGUUCAACCUUUUAAAACCUACAUGCUCAUUAUGUUGAUAAAUGAUUGUACGCACGCAUGUGUGAUGACUUCUGUUGUACUUUGUGUUCUUGGUAACCACUGUCUUCUGUGAUUUGGGCAGGUUCUGUUAACCAGACUGGCAGUGCUAGUUUCACGAGUUACAUUACUUUCAUUGUGUGCUGUUUACUAAGUUAAUGUUCUUCUAUAUGUUAUGUUGAUGACUGUUUUCUGAUGAUUUCACAUAUUCUUAAUUUGCAAAAUGCAUUUGUGAAGAAAGUUAACAUUUUCCUUCUUUUUCUUUAACAAUAUGGCACUGAUAUUUGAAUUUGAAUGAAGGAAAUGCACCUCUUUAUGAAUACAGAAGCUCCAUCAAGCAGUGACUGAUUCUGUCCCUUUGACUGACCCAGACCCAACUCUGUUUGACUAUCUUGUCCAUUUCUACCGGUAGGGAAAAAAAAAAAAAAAAAAAACCUCCUCUGUGGUGUUGUCUGGUGUUCUGCUUAAUGUACAGUAGCUUGUUAAUAUUGCAAACGCGUUGUUUCUUUUUUCAAUGGAAAGUACUCACUGGUGAGAUUUUUAAAGUGGUUUUAAAAGCCAAUAAACUUUUUUAAAGAAUG
Mugil cephalus (flathead mullet) is the source of this 7710-nucleotide messenger RNA. Its product is annotated as DNA-binding protein RFX7. Gene Ontology annotation, molecular function: DNA-binding transcription factor activity, RNA polymerase II-specific; RNA polymerase II cis-regulatory region sequence-specific DNA binding. The transcript has 10 exons. NCBI's taxonomy places the organism in Eukaryota, Metazoa, Chordata, Actinopteri, Mugiliformes, Mugilidae. The record is from RefSeq and is a predicted model, not a curated record. Gene Ontology annotation, biological process: regulation of transcription by RNA polymerase II. The coding region runs from base 318 to 4814 and encodes 1498 amino acids.